Molecule: messenger RNA, 452 nt
Organism: Mytilinidion resinicola
Lineage: Eukaryota; Fungi; Ascomycota; Dothideomycetes; Mytilinidiales; Mytilinidiaceae
Exons: 1
Coding region: 125-421 (98 amino acids)
Source: RefSeq, a predicted model, not a curated record
GCCUACACAUAGAUGUGUAGGAGCUUUCAGGUAGUGGGUCACGUGUUUCUCAUCCGCUAGUUUGCGGCUAAAUUUCUUUUGCAUGUAGCGGCAUGAAUUCUAAGUUCCAUGCUUAUGGUCACGAAUGUUCUUCUUGAUUCUGAGCCUCAAUCUUACGUGGCUCAGCCGAGAGGUGGUCAGCACCUAUAGCCGUCAGCCUUGCAGAGUUGGCAUCAGCUCAACUACAUGCUCACCUGCCAAUCAAAUAAAAACUCAACCCGCCACCGUUCGCAAACGGGCUGUACGAUCUUCAUAUACUGCAAUUUGGGCGCCGCUGAGAGCGACUCGCCAAGGGUUACAUGGUGUCUCGUGCAUAGAAGUGACGUGUAUCUCAGAAGGCACAUGGCCACUAAUUGGUGAAGAUGAAACAGCACAGCCUUGAUCUGAUUGGUCGGCUAGCAGGCCAAUUUCAC